This is a messenger RNA of Hippocampus comes (tiger tail seahorse), 833 nucleotides long. RefSeq names its product ankyrin repeat domain-containing protein 46. The transcript is spliced from 4 exons. Lineage: Eukaryota; Metazoa; Chordata; Actinopteri; Syngnathiformes; Syngnathidae. Bases 146 to 832 code for a protein of 228 amino acids. Gene Ontology annotation, molecular function: protein binding. The record is from RefSeq and is a predicted model, not a curated record.
GCUAGAUGUCAGGAAAACGCAAAAACGGAAGAAGAAGACAUCAACAACACAGCACAUAGCGUUAGCUGCUCGUUGGCUAAUAUUUUCACGGCUGUUUUGGGACAUUUUAACAGGUACGCUGGAACUUUCUGACACCCACUCGGACAUGUCCUAUGUUUUCAUCAACGAUUCGUCGCAGACUAACGUCCCUCUGCUGCAGUCCUGCAUCGAUGGAGACCUGCCCUUCGCUAAGAGGCUCCUGGAGACCGGCUGCGACCCCAACAUCCGCGACAACCGCGGACGCACCGGCCUGCACUUAGCUGCGGCGCGGGGCAACGUUGACAUCUGUCGCCUGCUGCACAAGUUCGGCGCCGAUUUGCUGGCGACGGACUACCAGGGGAACACAGCGCUGCACCUGUGCGGCCAUGUGGAUACUAUCCAGUUCUUGGUGUCCAAUGGGCUGAAGAUUGAUAUUUGUAAUCACAACGGCUCCACGCCGCUGGUGCUGGCCAAGAGGCGCGGCGUCAACAAGGAUGCCAUCCGGCUGUUGGAGGGGCUGGAGGAGCAAGAGGUGAAAGGCUUCAACCGAGGAGCCCACUCCAAGCUGGAGACCAUGCAGAUGGCCGACAGCGAGAGCGCCAUGGAGAGCCACUCGCUGCUCAACCCCAACCUGCAAAGCAGCGAGGGCGUGCUGUCCAGCUUCCGCACCACCUGGCAGGAGUUUGUGGAGGACCUUGGCUUCUGGAGAGUCCUACUGCUGCUGGUGGUCAUCGCCCUGCUCUCCCUCGGCAUCGCCUACUACGUCAGCGGCGUGCUGCCCUUCUCCAGCAGCCAGCUGGAGCUUGUGCACUGAA